GGGGGUGUGCGCCCCCAGCCGGCUGCCCUCGUGGAUGCCUCCCGGCGGCGGCGGGCCCAUGAAAGACUGCGAGUACAGCCAGAUCAGCACCCACAGCUCCUCCCCCAUGGAGUCGCCCCACAAGAAGAAGAAAAUCGCGGCCCGGAGGAAAUGGGAGGUGUUCCCGGGAAGAAACAAGUUCUUCUGCAACGGGAGGAUCAUGAUGGCCCGGCAGACGGGCGUCUUCUACCUGACGCUCGUCCUCAUCCUGGUCACUAGCGGACUCUUCUUCGCCUUCGACUGUCCGUACCUGGCGGUGAAAAUCACUCCUGCCAUCCCUGCAGUCGCCGGCAUCCUGUUCUUCUUUGUGAUGGGGACCCUGCUCCGCACCAGCUUCAGCGACCCCGGAGUCCUCCCACGAGCCACUCCUGAUGAAGCCGCCGAUCUGGAAAGGCAAAUAGAUAUCGCAAACGGCACCAGUUCAGGGGGGUACCGCCCGCCUCCCAGAACCAAAGAAGUCAUCAUCAAUGGCCAGACCGUGAAACUUAAAUACUGUUUCACCUGCAAGAUUUUCCGGCCCCCUCGCGCCUCCCAUUGCAGCCUUUGUGAUAACUGCGUAGAACGGUUUGAUCACCACUGUCCCUGGGUAGGCAACUGUGUGGGGAAAAGAAACUACAGAUUUUUUUAUAUGUUUAUUUUAUCUCUGUCUUUUCUGACAGUCUUUAUAUUUGCAUUCGUUAUCACCCACGUCAUUCUUCGUUCACAGCAAACAGGAUUCCUAAAUGCCCUUAAGGACAGUCCUGCAAGUGUCCUGGAGGCUGUGGUGUGCUUCUUCUCUGUCUGGUCCAUCGUUGGCCUCUCAGGAUUCCACACCUACUUGAUCAGCUCCAACCAGACGACAAAUGAGGACAUUAAAGGAUCCUGGUCAAAUAAAAGAGGUAAAGAAAAUUACAAUCCCUACAGCUACGGAAAUAUCUUUACCAAUUGCUGUGUUGCCCUGUGUGGGCCCAUCUCACCAAGCCUAAUUGACAGAAGAGGGUACAUCCAGCCCGACACGCCGCAGCCAGCAGCACCCUCCAGCGGUAUCACCAUGUACGGGGCCACGCAGUCACAGAGCGACAUGUGCGACCAAGACCAGUGCAUUCAGAGCACCAAAUUCGUUUUGCAGGCCGCGGCCACCCCCCUGCUGCAGAGCGAGCCCAGCCUCACCAGCGACGAGCUGCACCUACCUGGGAAGCCCGGCCUGGGCACGCCCUGCGCCAGCCUCACACUGGGCCCGCCCACGCCGCCCGCCUCCAUGCCCAACCUCGCCGAGGCCACGCUCGCGGACGUGAUGCCCCGGAAAGAUGAGCACAUGGGCCACCAGUUCCUGACGCCCGAUGAGGCGCCCUCGCCCCCCAGGCUGCUGGCGGCGGGCAGCCCCCUGGCGCACAGCCGCACCAUGCACGUGCUGGGCCUGGCCAGCCAGGACUCCCUGCACGAGGACUCCGUGCGCGGCCUGGUGAAGCUCAGCUCCGUGUGACCCGUGUGGCCCCAGGCUGGGGAGGCACCAGAGGCUCCUCCACGGGCAGCAGGAGUGAGCGGAGGGGUGUGCUCCACAGCGACUCCCCCAGCCAAUGCCAUGGUGGAGAUAACAGCCCCAGGUCUGGGGGACACAGACCACUUAGAACGGCACAGGGCGGCCGGCCCUGGAUGCUGAGAGCUUGGUUUCAUUUGAAUUUUCUUCCCCAACCUGAGUGCUUUGACACCAAUGGAAACAGAGAAGUCGCUGCUUUCUUUUGGUGGGCCUGGGGACGGGGACCCUCCAGGGGUAGAAUCGGAGUGUGUCUGCCCGCCCUUGUGACAGACACACGGAAGGCUUCUGACACUUGUGGCCAGACUGCAACUGCACUUACGUGUUAUGCUACUAAUAUUUGAAACAGACAUGCCAUUCCAUUUGUUAAUUUUAAAAAAAGAAAAAAAAAAUCCUAAAGGGAAAAAACCGACCAGGUGUGGAUCUGCAUGCCACGCUGCCGUCUGUGUUACAGUGGUGUUGCUGUUUCCAAGGAAGUGCUGCUUUCUUUUUCUUUUUUUAAUUUUGUGAAUUUUUAAGUGCUGUUUUGUUGGAAGACAGUGCAACGAACCGAGACUGAUGGACAGUGUCCUCACUCAGCUUAUUGGGCUGCGGCAUCUGUGGAAAGGUGGCACCAGGGCUGCAGAGGGCGGCUGGGGUUCCGUCGUGUCGGGGGUCAUUUCACCUUCUGUUUGGCCGCUCGAUGAGGUCUCGUGUUGAGGUAUUGUGUGCCGCGCCCCCCACAGUCUUCACCUCCGUGUGUGAUGAAACUUCCCAUGGACAGCCAAUAAAAUGACGUCCUCUGUUAUUUUGGA
This is a messenger RNA of Mandrillus leucophaeus (drill), 2346 nucleotides long. RefSeq names its product zinc finger, DHHC-type containing 14 (gene ZDHHC14). The transcript has 9 exons. Gene Ontology annotation, biological process: peptidyl-L-cysteine S-palmitoylation; protein targeting to membrane. The coding region runs from base 35 to 1501 and encodes 488 amino acids. Gene Ontology annotation, cellular component: Golgi apparatus; endoplasmic reticulum. Lineage: Eukaryota; Metazoa; Chordata; Mammalia; Primates; Cercopithecidae. The record is from RefSeq and is a predicted model, not a curated record. Gene Ontology annotation, molecular function: protein-cysteine S-palmitoyltransferase activity.